Messenger RNA from Crotalus tigris (Tiger rattlesnake), 1195 nucleotides. RefSeq names its product fragile histidine triad diadenosine triphosphatase (gene FHIT). Gene Ontology annotation, cellular component: cytoplasm; nucleus; plasma membrane. The transcript has 8 exons. Gene Ontology annotation, biological process: negative regulation of proteasomal ubiquitin-dependent protein catabolic process; diadenosine triphosphate catabolic process; purine nucleotide metabolic process. Bases 548 to 1057 code for a protein of 169 amino acids. The record is from RefSeq and is a predicted model, not a curated record. NCBI's taxonomy places the organism in Eukaryota, Metazoa, Chordata, Lepidosauria, Squamata, Viperidae. Gene Ontology annotation, molecular function: ubiquitin protein ligase binding; bis(5'-adenosyl)-triphosphatase activity.
UUGCCUGAAGAAGAGAGGAUGUUUGUUCUACAGUAAUGGAUGUCAAGGUGUUUCUUACGGCAAUAGGAAGUUCACAUUUCAAGACCUCUGUAAAAGUACAUCCAGAUUAUAGAAAGAACAGCUGCACUGUUGCAGCUGGCACAGUGUGUAGGUGCAACAAAGCUGGGGGAUGGACGGUGUGGCAAGGUCCAAGCACAGGAAGGAUGCCUGCAAAUUCAGCAGAUAUUCCAAUGGACAGUGUCAAGUCUGAAAUUUAAUCAUAUGCGGCAGAUUUCUGAGGAAGCUGACUUGGCGUGCCUCUAUAUCUCUUUCUCAGGAGGCGGAUGUACUUUUGGGGUUUCUGCCUGAGAUGAUCAUGAAUCAAGGAGAUUGUUCCAUCUUAGCAAACUAUCAUCAGCCAAGCUACCAUUCAAAGGAAGCAUGGGAAGUUUUCUGUUGCCAAUUGUUCAUCCAUCACACUGAAUCUAAUGUCACUUGCUUCUUACAACUUAGUGCAAUAUGGAAGCUAAGUCAUUGGCCUUGUUUGCACUGAACUAAGCUAUAAACCAUGCUUUACAAAUCAGAACUGGGUUUUUACAGCAUAAUUCUGUACAUAAAAGGGCUGAACAUGUCACUCCGUUUUGGACAACAUCUUAUCAAGCCUUCUCUUGUGUUUCUGAAGACAGAGCUUUCUUUUGCACUUGUGAACAGGAAACCUGUGGUCCCAGGCCAUGUUCUCAUUUGUCCUCUACGCCCUGUGGAGCGUUUCCGGGACUUGUAUCCUGAAGAAGUGGCUGAUUUAUUUCGCACAACACAAGCAGUUGGCAAUGUCGUGGAGCAACAUUUUGGAGGAACAUCGCUCACCAUUUCAGUUCAGGAUGGUCCUGAAGCUGGACAGACUGUGAAGCACGUUCAUGUCCAUAUACUUCCAAGAAAGCCAGGGGAUUUUGACAGAAAUGACAACAUCUACGAUGAGCUUCAGUGUCAUGACAAAGAGGUCGAGGAUUCCCCCAGCAAAUGGAGAUCUGACGAAGAAAUGGCAAUUGAAGCUGCAAUCCUCAAGAAAUAUUUUCAGUGAAAGAAGAGGAGCAACACAAUCUUUUCAAUUAGUUCUGAAGCAGGAGAAGUGGAGAAGAGCCCGGCUUUUGUUCCCUGGCUAACCUAGAAUUGAAAUGAUGGAAGAUGACAACAUAUUCAAUAAAGAUAUUGCAUAAAA